GUUAAAAGGACGUUUGAACCCACUCCCCACGGGGUGUCGGUUCCUCUCAUUUGCUUAUAGCCUCAUACCAAGCCCCUCGUAAUCACGUGGACCCAGCCUGUUCCUACGCUAGAUUCUCUAUAAUCAUCGCCAUGGGUAAGAAGGAUGAGGAUAUCGGCGUGGAGGCUCCAGUCCAGGACUCCUACCAUAUCGAGUCGUCCAACUCCAGCGACAUGGGCAAGAAGGAUGGCGAGGUUGCGCGGGAAUGGGCGCACGACAUCAAGCAAGGCGAUGAAGAGGCGGCCUUGAAGACGAAGCUGCAUAACCCCUUGGCUGUUUUGACGCGCGAGCAGUUGCUGAAAGAUGUCGAGCAGUUCGCUAGAGAGAAAGGUCUCGAGCACAUCCUCCCCGACCUUCGGAAAGGCGCUCUGGUGGCACAGAACCCCAAAAUAUUUGAAGAUAUUCCAGACUUGAGCGAGGAGGACAAGAACCAUCUCCGCAGGGAAAAAACGCACCGUUGGCAUCAGCCGUUUAUGAUGUACUUUAUGACCAGUAAGUCCUUUCCUGCUCAGCCAUCGUCCAAGGAAUGGAUCAAACUGCCGUCAACGGAGCGCAGGAGUAAGACUGGUUUCACAGCGUUCGCGUAUAUUGCUGACGACAAUCUUAGGUAUUACUUCCCUGAAUUUGGCGUCACCAACACCUGGCUCCAGGGUCUUAUUAACGGUGCUCCGUACCUUUGCUCAUGCCUGGUUGGAUGCUGGACAACCGCACCUCUGAACCGCUACUUUGGCCGCCGCGGGUGCAUCUUUAUAUCGUGCUUCAUCUCCUUCGCAGCCACGUUCUGGAUGUGCGCCGCCCACACGUGGUGGAACCUCUUGCUCGGCAGAUUCAUGCUCGGUCUCGCGGUGGGUGCAAAGUCUACCACGACGCCGGUCUAUGCAUCGGAGUGCGCUCCUACAGCUAUCCGCGGUGCUCUUGCAAUGCAGUGGCAGACAUGGACUGCUUUUGGAAUCAUGCUGGGUUAUAUCUCGUCUGUAGCGUUCAUGAAUGUCCAGAGUGACACGCUCCAAGGCCUCAAUUGGAGAUUGAUGUUUGGAGUCACCGCUAUCCCGCCCAUGCUUGUGUGUGCCCAGGUCUACUUCUGCCCCGAGUCGCCCAGGUGGUAUAUGAUCCGGAAUCGUUACCACGCUGCAUACGAUGCCCUCUGCAAGCUGCGUCCAUCGAAGUUCCAAGCGGCGCGGGACCUCUACUACAUCCAUGCAGCACUGCAAGUUGAGGAGAAACUCCGUGAGGGCAAACAGCUCUGGCGGGAGAUGUUCACCGUCCCGAGAAACCGACGUGCAGCACAGUCUUCCUUCUUCGUCAUGUUCAUGCAGCAGUUCUGCGGCGUCAACGCCAUCAUGUAUUACUCCUCGUCCAUGUUCACCGACGCAGGGUUCAGCCGAGAAAACGCGCUCCUUGUAUCCCUGGGCUGUGGGAUAACGAACUGGCUUUUCGCCGUACCGGCUAUCUACACAAUCGACACGUUCGGGCGACGGAACCUCCUCCUCACCACUUUCCCCUUCAUGGCUCUCUUCCUCUUCUGGACGGGCUUCUCGUUCUACAUCGAGGGCGAGCAGACUCGCACCGCCAUGGUGGCAACGGGGAUUUACCUGUUCAUGAUCGUCUACUCGCCAGGGGAAGGCCCAGUGCCAUUCACAUACUCUGCUGAGGCAUUCCCUCUCUACAUCCGCGACGUCGGCAUGUCCUUCGCAACGGCCACGACAUGGGGCUUCAACUUCAUCGUCAGUCUGACCUGGCUCUCGUUGAGAGACGCAUUUACGCCGCAGGGUGCAUUUGCGUGGUACGCUGCCUGGAACAUAUUUGGCUGGAUAACAGCAUACUUUUGUCUGCCGGAGACAAAGGCACUCUCCCUCGAAGAACUGGACCAGGUGUUCUCUGUGCCCACGACGCAGCAUGCGAAGCACUAUGCGGAGAUGUUGCCCUGGUACUUUAAGAAGUGGAUCCUCAGACAGGAUGUCGAGCCGCAGAAGCAGCUCUAUGAGUACCACUAAGCUGGUGGGUAAGGCAAUGAAAGGGUAUGCGUUGCAAGGGUUGUCAGCGUAAGCUUCAACUUCAGCUAUGGUGUUGCGAAUCCUCGUUCUGUUGGUUUUAAGACGGCGAGGAUGGUGCCGAUUUUGGGGCCAGUAUAAUCAUGUAUGCUAAGUUCAAUCCGCUAAGAUACCUGAUAAUUGGAAUCC
Messenger RNA from Aspergillus nidulans FGSC A4, 2219 nucleotides. RefSeq names its product sugar porter family MFS transporter. Gene Ontology annotation, molecular function: transmembrane transporter activity. Bases 132 to 2033 code for a protein of 633 amino acids. NCBI's taxonomy places the organism in Eukaryota, Fungi, Ascomycota, Eurotiomycetes, Eurotiales, Aspergillaceae. The record is from RefSeq and is a predicted model, not a curated record. The transcript has 7 exons. Gene Ontology annotation, biological process: transmembrane transport; myo-inositol transport; polyol transmembrane transport. Gene Ontology annotation, cellular component: membrane.